CCUACAUAGACAUGAAAACGGGAAUAAGGGUAUUAUGCAAAAAAAGUCGGUGGGGAAAGAACGGGCUGUUUUGAUAAUAUAAUAAAUGACAAAUUCACACUAAUUGGACGGAGAAAUAUGUACGUUUCGAGAUGUAAUUGCAUAUUAUUGUCUCGGAGCCCUACAUUGCGAAAAGUCUGUAUUCGUCCUCGAAAUUCGGAAUUUCAACACGGCAAACAUUUUUUAAUAAAUAAAUAAAUUAUUCUGAGCCAAGAACGGGAGUUGAGGAGCACCCGUAUCCACGGUAUUCGGUUUCCCAUAUUUUUGCAUGACGUAAUUCAUGUCGGGUUAUUUAACCUUAUGUAUUUCACAGUUUUUAUAAACUUUCCAAGUCAAUACUUGUUUGAUUCGAUCACCUUUUAGAAAAAUGGCUGAUGCAGUUUUGUCUAACCCAAACCAAAGAUUGGUGAGCAACAGGUUUGAUGAUGUGGAGUGUCACAACCAAGCAAGUGAUAUUGAAAUUCCAUCCUCUUCUUUCAAGACUAUCUUGAGAAAGAGAAGGCUCAUUAUCAUCUCAACCCUCUCACUUAUUCUGAUUGCUAUCACUUCAACUAUUCUUUCCGCAGUUUUCAUUGUCAAGGCAAACCAAGCAAAGACCUUCAAACAUGACCUUGAGUCCCUCAUUGACAAGGAAUUCAGCUUCUUGGACGCCGAUGCAAGGGACAAGUACGUCGAUGAAUUGGUCACACUCUUCAAAAAGGGCUAUGUAUCUGAUGACUUCAGAUUGGAGUUCGAGACCUACCUUGAGUUCGAAGCCUACAAUGCCAAGUACUCUGUGAAGCACAAGAACGAGAAGGAACGCAGGGAGAGGUUCUCAUACUUCCGCAACGACUACCAUGACAUCAAGAGCAGAACCGGAAAGGAAUUGUACAUGAAGGAAAUCAACAACUACACUGAUAUGACCGACAAGGAGCUUCGUCUCUUGUUCCCCAAGAUCACCAACUUGCCAAAGUCCAAGAAGGCCGAAGUCAAUCCCGUUUCCAAGAUCAACGUCGAAAUGUCUGCUGACUACUUGUCCAGCUUGAAAGCCGCAAGAGAUGGCCAAGAAGUCGGUGACGUUGACAAGAUCACUGGUGAAGGUCUCGAUUGGAGAAAGGCUAAUGCUCUUACCUAUGUUAAGGACCAAGGCACCCUCGCUCCAUCUGACUGGGCCGUUACUGUCAUUGACUCUGUUGAAAGUUUGUUCAAGAUCUACAACAAGGAGAGGAGCGUUCACCUCAGCUUCCAAGAACUCUUGAACUGUGACUUCAAAUCCCAAAAGGAAGGAAACAUCUCCUCUGCCUUUGACUACGUCUCAAACGGUAUCUCAUCUGCCUUUGGAUAUCCCUACUCUGGUGUCAGAUCAAGGUGCAAAAACCCCUCUAACUCCAAAAAGUAUGAGAUUGGCUCCAAGAUCUUCAUGACUGGCAAGGAUGUCUUGAACAAAUCCCUUGUCAUCUCACCAACUGUUGUUGCCAUGUCAAUGCACAGGGAAUUCUUGUCAUACAAGGGCGGUCUCUACGACGGACCCUGUGCCAAGUCACUUAACCACUACGUUUUGCUCGUUGGUGAGGGCUAUGAUGAAGACACCAAAUCCAGGUACUUCAUUGUAAAGAACACCUUGGGACAAAACUGGGGUGAGAACGGUUAUGCCAGACUCGUUAGGACUGACGAAAAAUUCGACAAAUGCGAUAUAUUGACUGUUGGUUUUAACCCAUCCUUCACUAAAGUCGAAACUGAGGAAGCCAAGAAGGAGAGGGAGAAACAAGAAGCUGAGAAGAGAAAGAAGGACGAGAAGGCAAGAAAGGAAGAAGAAAAGAAGGCCAGAGAUGCCAAAUCCGCCGCUCCUAAAGCUCCCGCAAAAAAACCAUUAAGAAAGUAAUAAAAUAUAUCCAUUUUUAAUAUGUUUGUAUUGUCACU
This is a messenger RNA of Theileria parva strain Muguga, 1938 nucleotides long. It is a transcript of the gene TACP, whose product is annotated as Papain family cysteine protease family protein. Gene Ontology annotation, cellular component: lysosome. Gene Ontology annotation, molecular function: cysteine-type endopeptidase activity. The transcript has a single exon. The record is from RefSeq and is a predicted model, not a curated record. Bases 407 to 1900 code for a protein of 497 amino acids. Lineage: Eukaryota; Apicomplexa; Aconoidasida; Piroplasmida; Theileriidae.